Acanthosepion pharaonis is the source of this 1347-nucleotide messenger RNA. NCBI's taxonomy places the organism in Eukaryota, Metazoa, Mollusca, Cephalopoda, Sepiida, Sepiidae. The record is from the annotation of a GenBank genome assembly.
AUGUUAUUACUAUUCCCACCUCUCUCUCUCAUCAUUCUUAUUAAUAUUUUGUCUUCAUUUAACCUCUGUAAUUCCGUCUCCAUCGUCCACUUCAUUUUCCCAUAUUCUCACGUGUCUCCUUCUUUCUAUUCUAUCGUGAUGCCCUUUCUUUUCUUAUUGAUUCCUUUCUUUGUUAACCCUGCCUUCCUCCUUUCAAAAUACUCUCUAAUUAUUUCUCUCUCUAUCUUUCUGUCUCUGGUUGGUAUAUCUCUAUAUACUGUCUUAUUUCUUUCUCCAUUCAGAAUAGUCUCUAAUUAUCUCUCUCUCUCUCUCACUUUCUUUCCCCUUUCUCUAAUUAUCUCUUUCUCUCUCACUUCCCCCCCCCCUUGUUGGUAUGUCUCUCGAUAUACUCUCUUCUUUCUUUCUCCAUUCAGAAUAGUCUCUAAUUAUCUCUCUCUCUCUUUCUCUCUCACUUUCUCUCCCCUUGUUGGUAUAAUAGUCUCUAAUUAUCUCUUUCUCUCUCACUCCCCCCCCCUUGUUGGUAUGUCUCUCGAUAUACUCUCUUCUUUCUUUCUCCAUUCAGAAUACAUCUAUCUAUCUAUCUAUCUAUCUAUCUAUCUAUCUAUCUAUCUAUCUAUCUAUCUAUCUAUCUAUCUAAGUUUUUCUCUCUCUUUCUUUCUUAGUUCAUAUUUAUCUAUCUAUCUAUCUAUCUAUCUUCUUCUUUCAUAUCUAUCUCAGCCUUUCAUAUCUAUCUAUCUAUCUAUCUAUCUAUCUAUCUAUCUAUCUAUCUAUCUAUCUAUCUAUCUCUGUUCAUAUCUAUAUCACUCUGUUCAUCUCACUCUGUUCAUCUCACUCUGUUCAUAUCUAUCUAUCUAUCUAUCCCACUUUGUUCAUAUCUAUCUAGCUAUCAAUGUUUUUCUUUCAUUUUCUUUCUUAGUUCAUAUCUAUCUAUCUAUCUAUCUAUCUAUCUAUCUAUCUAUCUAUCUAUCUAUCUAUCUAUCUAUGUUCAUAUCUAUCUCACUGUUCAUCUCACUCUGUUCAUAUCUAUCUAUCUAUCUAUCUAUCUAUCUAUCUAUCUAUCUAUCUAUCUCACUGUUCAUCUCACUCUGUUCAUAUCUAUCUAUCUAUCUAUCUAUCUAUCUAUCUAUCUAUCUAUCUCACUUUGUUCAUAUCUAUCUAGCUAUCAAUGUUUUUCUCUCUUUCGUUCUUAGUUCAUAUCUAUCUAUCUAUCUUUUAUUUUUACAACGAUGCAUUGUCCUAUAUUUUCCAUUACCGAGCAAAAAAGGUUUCGCCAACGUUAAAUCCUAUGGUUUUCUCUCUCUCUCUCUCUCCCUCCCUCUCUCUCUCUCUCUCUCUCUCUCUCUCUAA